Molecule: messenger RNA, 381 nt
Organism: Juglans regia (Persian walnut)
Lineage: Eukaryota; Viridiplantae; Streptophyta; Magnoliopsida; Fagales; Juglandaceae
Product: extensin-like
Exons: 1
Coding region: 1-381 (126 amino acids)
Source: RefSeq, a predicted model, not a curated record
AUGGCAAGCAUAGUGCCAUCUCCGGACUCAUCUCCCUCUACCGUGCCACCACCUUCGACCACUAUAUCUCCUUCAACCAAUACUCCACCACCCCCCACCACUUCGUCACCACCACAACCAUCCUCCAACACUAGUCCACCCCCACAAACUGCUUCUCCUCCAGUCCCCUCUACAACUUCCCCACCUUCUCAAACCCGUGCUGAUCCACAGGACCCUAACCCUUCAACUUCACCCCCUUCGCCCACAGCAUCACCCCCACGGGCUCCACCACCCCCAACUUAUGGAACUUCACCCCCAUUGGCACCUACAUCACCUCCUCCUCAAUCUAAUCCACCUAUGCACCACCCACUUCUUGCUGAAAUCAAACAAGAACGAAUUUAA